GGAGAGAAACCAUAUAACUGCACUGAGUGUGGAAAGAGUUUUACUCAAAGUAGUGUCCUUAAAGUACACCAGCGUAUUCACACAGGAGAGAAACUGUAUCACUGCUCAGAGUGUGGAAAGAUUUUUGCUCAUGAAAAGAAUCUCAAACAGCACCAGCACAUUCACACUGGAGUAAAGCCGUAUCAGUGCUUACAGUGUGAGAAGAGUUUUAAUACAAAGAGUGAUCUCAAAAUACACCAGCGCAUUCACACUGGAGAGAAACCGUAUCAGUGCUCACAGUGUGGGAAGAGUUUUAAUACACAGAGUAAACUCAAAAUCCACCAGCGCAUUCACACUGGAGAUAAACCGUAUCAGUGCUCACAGUGUGGGAAGGGUUUUAAUAAAAAGAGUGAUCUGAAAAGACACCAGCGCAUUCACACUGGAGUCAAACCAUAUCAGUGCUCACAGUGUGGAAAGAGUUUUAAUACAAAGAGUGCUCUCAAAAUACACCAGCACAUUCACACUGGAGAAAAACUGUACCAGUGCUCACAGUGUGGAAAGCGUUUUAUUACACAGAGUGAGCUCAAAAUACACCAGCACAUUCACAGUGGAGAGAAACCGUAUCAGUGCUCACAGUGUGGGAAGAGUUUUAUUUCACAGAGUAAUCUCAAUACCCACCAGCGCAUUCACACUGGAGAGAAACCUUAUCAGUGCUCACAGUGUGGAAAGAGUUUUAAUACAAAGAGUAAGCUUAAAAUACACCAGUGCAUUCACAGUGGAGAGAAACCUUAUCAGUGCUCACAGUGUGGAAAGAGUUUUAAUGGACAGAGUGAUCUCAAAAAACACCAGCGCAUUCACACUGGAGAGAAACCGUAUCAGUGUUCACAGUGUGGGAAAAGUUUUAAUAUACAGAGUAAUCUCAAAAUCCACCAGCGCAUUCACAGUGGAGAGAAACCAUAUCAGUGCUCACAGUGUGGAAAGAGUUUUAAUAUACAGAGUAAGCUCAAAAUCCACCAGCGCAUUCACACUGGAGAGAAACCAUAUCAGUGCUCACAGUGUGGAAAGAGUUUUAAUCAACAGAGUGCUCUCAAAACACACCAGCGCAUUCACACUGGAGAGAAACCUUAUCAGUGCUCACAGUGUGGAAAGAGUUUUAAUGGACAGAGUAAUCUCAAAAAACACCAGCGCAUUCACACUGUAGAGAAACCAUAUCGGUGCUCACAGUGUGGGAAGAGUUUUAAUAUACAGAGUCAUUUCAAAAUACACCAGCGCAUUCACACUGGAGAGAAACCGUAUCAGUGCUCACAGUGUGGAAAAAGUUUUAAUAGACAGAGUGCUCUCAAAAUACACCAGCGCAUUCACACUGGAGAGAAACCGUAUCAGUGCUCACAGUGUGGAAAGAGUUUUAAUAGACAGAGUGCUCUCAAAAUACACCAGCGCAUUCACACUGGAGAGAAACCGUAUCAGUGCUCACAGUGUGGAAAGAGUUUUAAUAUACAGAGUAAUCUUAAAAAACACCAGCGCAUUCACAUUUUACAGAAAUGAUGCUCACAGUGUUGGAGCUGCGUUGCACAUUUAUCAGCACUUGGACACAAGUGUGACUCAUCAGAUUGUACCAAACAAGCUAAAAUAUAAAAAUAUAAAAUAUAGUGAGUGAGUGAGUGUUGGGGAGAAAUGGUUAGCCAUGAAUGAAU
Messenger RNA from Trichomycterus rosablanca, 1673 nucleotides. Its product is annotated as zinc finger protein 658B-like. Gene Ontology annotation, biological process: regulation of transcription by RNA polymerase II. The record is from RefSeq and is a predicted model, not a curated record. The annotation marks the transcript as partial. Gene Ontology annotation, molecular function: DNA-binding transcription factor activity, RNA polymerase II-specific; RNA polymerase II transcription regulatory region sequence-specific DNA binding. Gene Ontology annotation, cellular component: nucleus. NCBI's taxonomy places the organism in Eukaryota, Metazoa, Chordata, Actinopteri, Siluriformes, Trichomycteridae. The transcript is spliced from 2 exons.